Molecule: messenger RNA, 1629 nt
Organism: Coniosporium apollinis CBS 100218
Lineage: Eukaryota; Fungi; Ascomycota; Dothideomycetes
Exons: 3
Coding region: 1-1629 (542 amino acids)
Source: RefSeq, a predicted model, not a curated record
AUGGACUGGUCACUAGCGGAGCAGGCCGAGGCCGUCACCGACGUUGCAGCAGGUCUGGAAGUCUUCAGGAACGAGAUACCGGACGCUGAGGCCGAGAUAUCCGGAAGUAUAACUAUCUUGCUGGAUAUAGCAGGAGCAUUGCGUGCGCUGCACAGAGAACUGGACCUGGACCUUGCCCGAUAUAGAAGACUACUAGGAACCAUUGAACGCGAUCUAGAUCUGGUGAUGAGAAGCCUCGACUUGACCCUGAGUGCUGUCAAAGGCAUGUUCGGCCGUUCGGCACAACGCAGAUACAGGACGGCGUAUGCGGGGAUUCCCCUGUACCCAGAGCUAUGGGACGAUCUUUGCAGAGAGUUCGAGAUUGAUGAGGGUCUCUCGUUGCGCCCUCGGCUGGAAAGGUAUCACUCCUUUAUAAGGGGCAUUAUUUAUGCUCUGAGAGGAAUUGUGCCAGAGGAAGACAUGAAUUACCUCCGGAACCGGAUCAAUUGGCUCCUAGGACGACAGGAAAGUCAAGAGUUGGAAAUCCCAUUCAAUCAGCUAUCCAUAGCCCCCCCGGAACCUAGGACACCUACAAGUCCGCUGAUCUAUCAAACCUACCGACAUGUUAAUCCUCCAACGCCACUUCAUCCGCCAUUGCCAGGAGGCUGGAGUUCUUCUUAUUUCCCUGCGCAAGCGCCGUACGUACCUCCGCAGGUGCCUCGACCGCCAGGUAUACCACCGUCGCUAUCAAUAUCAACCGAUUCAGCGGAGACCUAUUCGUCGAUGCCCACCAUCUCGACUCAAUCUUCCAACAACAACAAUGAUAAUCACCGGCCGCGGCAUUGGGCUCGCAAGAUCUUUGAUGGGCGUCACGGCGCCACCAGAUUCCGAAACACGGCCGGUCAGGCCAACAAAUGUCUUGGAAGACACGAGCCAGCUGCAUAUGAAGAAUUACGCACCGGUGGAUUCGUCAAGGUCUUCGAUGAUUCUUUUGAUGGCGGAGAAACGAACGUUGCAAUAUAUUGGCGCCCUUCUGAUCACCGAGCAAGGGUCCUGUACGUAACCAGAGAAAGAGCCCGUGUCGUGCACUGUUGUAUGCCCUUGACCGCUCUGUGCGCCAGACGAGCGGAGUGCUGCCUGCAGCUGUGUCGCAUCAGCCGCGAAGACGGCGAGUUGGAAUUAUGGGCGAACCUUCGAUUUCCUACAUUCGAAAGAAUGGUCCUUUUCUACUUGACUUUCGUAGCGAUGAAGCGGCAGGAUUGGACACCGCCACACCAGGGCCUGAAUGACUGGUUUCCGGGCGAAAAAGAGGAGUUCGGCGGCGUCACUGAAGACGACGGCUACCAGCACGCCUUCAGGAUUUGGAGGGAUAGGGACUCUGGAUGUGUUAGACUUGAGGCGACCGCCCACCGCGGGCCUAUGAAGACCACACCGAUCUGGACAGCUUUCGUUACGCAGUAUAUCGGCUCAAGGACCUGGAUGACGCGCUUGGGUUCGAAAGUGAUUGAGUUUAUGGAUCUUCACCCCUACGUUUUCACGAACGGCUACAAGCCACCGCGCGGCUUGGGCGGAAGAUUCGAACUCAGAUUUUUGACCCGCCAUGAUUGCGAUUGCUUCAUGGAGACUUUCCAAGCAAUCAGGAUCAGGUGA